Glycine soja is the source of this 772-nucleotide messenger RNA. RefSeq lists its product as uncharacterized. NCBI's taxonomy places the organism in Eukaryota, Viridiplantae, Streptophyta, Magnoliopsida, Fabales, Fabaceae. Bases 202 to 690 code for a protein of 162 amino acids. The record is from RefSeq and is a predicted model, not a curated record. The transcript is spliced from 2 exons.
GUUGGAAGAUACGGUUUUACUUUUACCUUAAAAAAAAAGCAUAGCGUGUGUGCAAAGCUCACCAUUUCUAAAUCAUCAUUUUUUUUCUUUACAUUAACCUUACCACCACCAACAUAGAAAACAUAGAUAUACGUUCCUAAGCCCCUACAUACCUGUCCCUUUGGCCUCAAGACUCAGAAAAGGUAUCAAGGGUGCUCAUAAAUGGAACGGGGGAAGAAUAAGAGAGCAAGAGAAGAUGAUGAAGUUGAGAUUGGGUCUUCUUUUGAGAAUUAUAACAACAAUAUUGCAAAGAAGAGAAAUGUAUAUGGCAUAAGCUUCAAGAAGGAGAAGAAUAAUGAAGUGGAAGAGAAAGAUUGUUUCAAGGCAUGGGAUUAUUCCCAUUUGACAAUGGGAGUGUUUGAUUUCCCUUGGCUGAAAGAUGGUGUCAUAUCCAAAUCAUAUGAAUGCUUGGAUUUUGAAGACAAUUUCUUGUCAUCUCUAGAACGCCAAGACACUUUCUUCAAAGCUUCUUCUGGCAUUGAUUUCUCUGAGGAGUAUGGUUUGUGUGAAAUUCCAGAGGCAUCAAUGGCUCAUAUUCAAGAAGCCAAGUUGGUUGAGGAUAUGUGGAAGCCAUUUGAGAGUAAUGGGUUGGAGCUGGAGCCAGAAGGUGGAGAUUGUAUUUGGAGCUUUUUACUCAAUAAACCUCUUUGAUAGAAUUUGGAUUCUUGUAUUCAUAAUUCAAAAAGUUUUUGUAAUUAUCCCGAAGAAUUGAAAUAAAAUUAUGGUAGAACUA